Cavia porcellus (domestic guinea pig) is the source of this 4109-nucleotide messenger RNA. It is a transcript of the gene Wdr48, whose product is annotated as WD repeat domain 48. The transcript has 19 exons. Bases 80 to 2152 code for a protein of 690 amino acids. NCBI's taxonomy places the organism in Eukaryota, Metazoa, Chordata, Mammalia, Rodentia, Caviidae. Gene Ontology annotation, molecular function: ubiquitin binding. The record is from RefSeq and is a predicted model, not a curated record. Gene Ontology annotation, biological process: double-strand break repair via homologous recombination.
CCAGCGCUACCGGAAGGGGCGGGACAUCCGGCCGGGCCGGCCUUCUUCCGGAAGUGACGUAGCAGUGUCAACAUGCAAGAUGGCGGUCCAUCACCGGCAGAACACGGCCGGGCGGAGGAAAGUCCAGGUUUCCUAUGUUAUUCGAGACGAAGUGGAGAAGUACAAUCGAAAUGGAGUAAAUGCCCUGCAGCUGGACCCAGCACUAAAUAGACUUUUCACGGCUGGCCGGGACUCCAUCAUAAGAAUAUGGAGUGUCAGUCAGCACAAGCAAGACCCAUACAUAGCGUCUAUGGAGCACCACACUGACUGGGUGAAUGACAUUGUGCUGUGUUGUAACGGGAAAACAUUAAUAUCUGCUUCUUCGGAUACAACAGUGAAAGUAUGGAAUGCCCAUAAGGGAUUUUGCAUGUCAACAUUAAGGACACAUAAGGAUUAUGUAAAGGCCUUAGCAUAUGCCAAGGAUAAAGAACUUGUAGCCUCAGCUGGGUUGGACAGACAAAUAUUCCUUUGGGAUGUGAAUACUCUGACAGCAUUGACUGCCUCAAAUAACACUGUCACAACUUCUUCUUUAAGUGGGAACAAAGAUUCUAUUUAUAGCCUGGCCAUGAAUCAACUUGGAACAAUCAUUGUCUCAGGGUCCACUGAGAAGGUUUUAAGGGUGUGGGAUCCAAGAACAUGUGCAAAAUUAAUGAAGCUGAAAGGACACACAGACAAUGUGAAAGCGCUGCUGUUGAACAGAGAUGGCACCCAGUGCCUCUCUGGCAGUUCUGAUGGGACAAUUCGUCUUUGGUCCCUUGGCCAGCAGAGAUGUAUAGCAACAUACCGAGUACAUGAUGAAGGAGUUUGGGCCUUGCAAGUCAAUGAUACGUUCACACAUGUAUAUUCUGGAGGAAGGGACAGGAAGAUUUAUUGUACAGACCUAAGAAAUCCUGAUAUGCGAGUGCUCAUCUGUGAAGAAAAAGCACCGGUUCUUAAGAUGGAGCUUGAUAGAUCAGCUGAUCCUCCCCCUGCAAUCUGGGUUGCAACAACCAAGUCUACAGUAAAUAAAUGGACACUGAAAGGAAUUCAUAAUUUUAGAACCUCUGGAGAUUAUGACAAUGACUGUUCAAGUCCAAUAACUCCCCUUUGUACACAACCUGACCAAAUUAUAAAAGGGGGUGCUAGUAUUAUUCAAUGUCACAUUCUUAAUGAUAAGAGGCAUAUAUUAACCAAAGAUACCAAUAAUAACGUGGCAUACUGGGAUGUAUUGAAGGCAUGCAAGGUGGAAGACCUAGGCAAAGUAGACUUCGAAGAUGAAAUUAAGAAAAGGUUUAAAAUGGUGUAUGUGCCAAAUUGGUUCUCAGUAGACUUAAAAACAGGGAUGCUGACUAUCACUCUGGAUGAGAGUGACUGCUUUGCUGCCUGGGUUUCUGCAAAAGACGCUGGCUUUAACAGCCCUGAUGGCUCAGAUCCAAAACGUGAGUUCUGUCUGUCCGUCACUUCCUCCUCCAAAAGAGAAGUGAAUUUAGGAGGACUUUUACUCCAGGCACUCUUAGAAUAUUGGCCUAGAACACAUGUGAGUCCAGUAGAUGAAGAGGAAAAUGAAGUAAACCAUGUAAAUGGCGAACAGGAGAACCGAGUACAGAAGGGAAAUGGAUAUUUUCAAGUGCCCCCCCACACACCUGUGAUCUUUGGUGAAGCGGGAGGUCGCACACUAUUCAGGCUGCUCUGCCGAGAUUCUGGGGGUGAGACCGAGUCGAUGCUUCUUAAUGAGACAGUGCCGCAGUGGGUGAUUGACAUCACCGUGGAUAAAAAUAUGCCCAAAUUCAACAAAAUUCCUUUCUACCUCCAACCUCAUGCAUCUUCAGGAGCAAAAACCUUAAAAAAAGACAGACUGUCUGCUAGCGACAUGCUCCAAGUCCGGAAAGUAAUGGAACAUGUUUAUGAGAAAAUUAUCAAUUUAGAUAAUGAGUCUCAGACCACUAGCUCUUCUAAUAAUGAGAAACCAGAACAGGAAAAAGAAGAGGAUAUUGCUGUGUUGGCAGAGGAAAAAAUUGAGCUUUUGUGCCAGGACCAGGUUUUGGAUCCAAAUAUGGACCUGCGAACAGUGAAGCACUUCAUAUGGAAGAGUGGUGGGGACCUCACCCUGCAUUACCGUCAGAAGUCCACGUGAAGGCUGAGCCAGCGCUCCUGGGUAUUCAUUAACUACCUUCUUCUGUGGCCCUGAGUAGUCCUAGGAAGCCCACUGAGCCCAGAGGGAGCAAGACUUCUAACCACCAGUUUGGUGUGGAAAACAUUUUCACUUGAAGUGACUAAUCAAGAUGUAAUAUAGACGGCAGUCUCCAAGUGUAGCUUAAGCCACCCCAGGAAGCAGUGUGAAGGCAGAAGAUUCUGUCCUGCAGCUGUGCAGAGAACUGACCGCAGGCCAGUGCAGACUGUUUCCUCCUCUCCUGUCAAGGACCUUAUCUGUGUGUUAGCACUUGUUAGAGAACGCGGGUGACCGCACCUGUCGCUGUGUUUCAGCUCUGUAGCUUUUCUACAAGUACACUCCAUCCUGCAGUAUCUGUGAAGGCUUUUUCCAAGUUUGUCAUAAAAAAGUCAACUUGUUUUCAUCAUUUAAAAGUUAUUUUUAAUGGUAAUUUGCUGUUGCACAAUUCAAGAGCCAGCCCAUUUCAUAAUAAAUGAUUACCGUUGGGCUUGUUUUUAAUAUUGCAUCUCAGAUGUGCCCUCUAGGAAGCUCUGGAGAUUCCAGGUGCUGGGUCACAGCCACAAGCCCCUGGGCAGACUGGAGUGCGCACAGGCCGAGCUAGUGACACCAAGCCCCACACAGGCCUGGUGCUGCGCAAGUCCAGGGAGAUGCAACUGUUGUCUUUGGUCUACUGUCUCACUCGCGGGCAAAGCCAUGAGACCAUGGCUUCCUGCUCUGGAUAAGCAGUGUGACACCAUCAAAACUUAAGACUCUGGUGAAAGGUUAAUUCAUUCAAGCACUACCUAGGAUGUCUGCUGUCAGAGGAAGGGGGUGGCAUAGUGAGUUCUGCUCUAGAAAGUGUACCUGUUUGUUUUUCCAGGUUUUAUAUGCAGGUGUUCGUUGGUUACCUGUAUCCAGAUCUUUUCACUGUUCUUUCUAACAAUCUGAAGCUUUCAUAGAAUCUUGGGUCUUGUACAGAAUAUAACUUAUUGGGGAUAAUACUUCAACUUUUGGCAGAAAAUACUUUGGGUUCUUCCCAAAGGUCAUUUGUAUUCAGAACAGGAGUCCACCCCGCUAGAACUGCACAGGCAAGCUUCCUUGCAUGAAGCCAGAAGCACAAGUGCCUUCCAAGGGCAGUUCCUGCAGUCCAGCGUCCCCCAGCUCGUGCGGCCUGUCGCACAGCAGCAGCAGGGGGUGGCGAGGUUUUGUUUCCUACGUCUUCACAGGUUCGGUUACAGGCAGCUGAUGGGCCCAGGUCCAUACCUUACAAUUCAAGAUCCUCUGGUCAGCACAACUGCAGAGAGAGUUCCCUCACUGCUGGCCAGCUAGCUUUGGAAAGUGACAGGUCAUUGCCUCUGCACCUUGGAGAAGCAAGCAAAGACAUGGCCACAUCUCCAAGGGGCUGACGUGAUUUUUCUCCCUCAGAGAGCAGCCAACCUCUUUUUUUAAAAGUCCUUUCUAUCUGUCAGAUACAACAGUGUGCUUUUGGUGCACUAUUUUUAGCAAUAGUUGUGAACUAAUGACAAAAGAAAACAUAAAAAUAAAUGAAUUGUAUUUAGCAGCCCUGCGCUGUGUUUGCACAAAGGGCCUUUGAGUUAAAGGAGCAGGUUUUGGCCAGACAUGGUGGCACACACCUAUAAUCCAGCUCUCGAGAGGCUGGGGCAGGAGGAUUACCGAGAGUUCAAGGCCAGCCUAAACUGCAUAGUGAGACCCUGUUUCAAGGACAAAAAAGGUCCAGGUUUUGCUGCGUCAUCUGCCCUGUGUGCUGAGCUUUGGGUGGCUGUGUCCCUUCCUGUCAUAGAUCUGAGCCCGGCAUGGUUGUAUUUUUUCCCCUUCUGGUCAAACUAAUAGUUCCCAGAAAAUUUGAGUCUGCAAUGCCAAAAGGGUAAAAACCUGUAUUUCACAGUUGUACAGAAUAAAGAAUUUAGUUAAAUACAUCAAA